Mangifera indica (mango) is the source of this 1791-nucleotide messenger RNA. RefSeq names its product E3 ubiquitin-protein ligase APD2-like. The transcript is spliced from 10 exons. The coding region runs from base 225 to 1655 and encodes 476 amino acids. Lineage: Eukaryota; Viridiplantae; Streptophyta; Magnoliopsida; Sapindales; Anacardiaceae. The record is from RefSeq and is a predicted model, not a curated record.
CGACCAGUCCCGGAAAAAUGAAUAAGAGAAGGAACAGAAAGACUAGAGAAGACUGCUAGUUGAGUCUCCACCACCGCCUCUGAAUCGACAACGGCUGAUUCCCACUAAACUCUGCAUUCUCAUCCUCAGUUAUCCCUUUUAAAAAAAGGAGGAAGAAAAUGAAACUCUAAAGAGUUUUUUUUUAUUGUUAAACUUCUUGAUUCUUAAAUUUUCUUCACCAGAUUAUGGAACAAGAAACAUCAAACGGACAUACCCAUAGCCAUAUUCAAAGCGACAGUCAACAUGACUCUGUCCCUUCUUCUUCUUUGUCCCCAAUCUCUACUUCCCGUGUUCAAGAGGACAAUGAUGAAACCCAACAACAGCAACAGCCGCAGCAAGAACAACAACAAGCGUCUUCUACGGCGUCGUAUCAUAUCAAUAUCUCCAUUUCAGAUGUUGCACGCGGUGGCAUGAGAGAUGACGUUUGGUCUUGCCUUGUUGUGCUCGUCACCUUCUGGUUCUUCGCAGCUUCCAUGACUAUGAUUCUUGGUAUCUAUGGCUCUGUGGAUUUACAAUUGGGCCCUAAUUACUCCCGCCUCAUACAAACUAACUCAAUAUUCGUUCAAUCUAUUAAGGUUGAAGAACUAGACCAGCAAAGUUCUGGAUCAUUAAUUCUAUAUGGGUUUCACAAACCUCCUCCCUUGGAUGUUGAAAUCACCUGGACUGAGACUCACAAUGCAGUGGUUCAAGUUGAUUUGCACAAUGAGUGGUUAUACUACCUUAACAAGGGGUCCAAUGUGGAUAUCUCAUACAGAGUAAUAUCUCCGAGUACCUCACCUUUAUCCCUUGUAAUUGCGCAAGGCAGUGAAAGUCUUGAAGAGUGGAUUGACGACCCAUCAUAUCCUAAUACAACUUUGUCGUGGGACAUUAUACAUGGAAGUGGUAAGAUCCAGCAAGAAAUUUCUGAGUCUUCAACCUAUUAUAUUGCUGUGGGUAAUUUAAACUCUCAAGAAGUGGAGGUACAAUUGAAUUUCACAAUCAGUGCCUUCAUCUAUAAUACAACUAAGGCUUGUUACAAGUGUUCACUGGGCAGUCGUCAGUGUAGUUUUACUCUUCCUCUUGUAGGGGCAAAUGCUGCUGUCCUAACAUCUCCAGGUCCAACAGAGGGUUCCAGCAAUGCUUGGUAUGUCAAACUCUCAUAUGGACCCCGAUGGAUCGCAUAUGUUGUUGGAUCAGGUGUGAUGACCAUCCUCAUCUUGUUGGCCUUUAGAUUCCUCAACGUGUUCCAGUCUACCAGUGGAAAUGGAACAGGAAUUCAAGCUGGAGAUAUGGCAUCUGAGCGAGCUCCAUUGCUUUCAAACAAAGACGACGAUCUCUCAAGCUGGGGUUCAUCUUAUGAUUCUGUAUCACAUGAUGAUGAAGAUUUAGAUGAAUGGCUAGCAGUAAAAGCUCUUGAAGGAAAUUUGUCAAACGAAGGGGAAAAUAAUAGCAAUCCCAGGCGUCUUUGUGUCAUUUGCUGUGAUUCCCCAAGAGAUUGCUUCUUUCUCCCAUGUGGACACUGCGCCGCCUGUUUUACUUGUGGAACAAGUGACCUCUGCAGGAUUGCAGAAGAGGCUGGAACUUGUCCCAUUUGUCGGAGGAAGAUAAAGAAAGUGCGGAAGAUAUUUUCUGUUUAAGCAGUCGGUUUGAGUAAUAUUGUGCAGUUGCUCUUUGUUGAUGAAAACUGUAAAUUUAAUCAUCCACUAACACUCUGUAUUACACCCUUGAAACUGUUUUGAUAGAAAGUUGUGAUUGCAAUAGGUUACACGGAAA